This is a messenger RNA of Lotus japonicus, 1803 nucleotides long. Its product is annotated as microtubule-destabilizing protein 60. The transcript has 8 exons. Gene Ontology annotation, cellular component: mitotic spindle; nuclear microtubule. Gene Ontology annotation, biological process: mitotic spindle assembly; activation of protein kinase activity; regulation of mitotic spindle organization. Bases 170 to 1585 code for a protein of 471 amino acids. Lineage: Eukaryota; Viridiplantae; Streptophyta; Magnoliopsida; Fabales; Fabaceae. Gene Ontology annotation, molecular function: microtubule binding; protein kinase activator activity. The record is from RefSeq and is a predicted model, not a curated record.
ACCCUGCAUUGAAACCAAAAGUAGCCGUUACACCAAAGAGCCUCCCUCUCCACACAAAACAAAAACUCCCUAUUUCCCCUUCGUUUCAUUCCAAUUCGUAUUCAUUCACCAAUCCAAUUUCAUUUCCGGCGAGAAUCCAACACUGGCGGCGGCGGCGGAAGAAGUAACAAUGAUUCACCAGAAAGGUGAGAAUCUGAACCCUAACGUGAGAAGUCCUCACGGUAGCAGCGAAGUUCCAAAACCCUCACACUCCCCUGCUACUGUGAAGCCUUCAAUUGUUGUCGUUUCGCCUCAGAGGAGGAUCCGGCAGCGGAAAUUCGUGGUGGCGAAGAAGAAGAACAACAAACCGGAUUCAGCCGCGGCGGCGGUUACGUGUGACAAGUGCGUUUGUGUGGCGUAUCAGAAUCUUAGGGUUUCGCAGGAGGAGUUUUUCAGAGGGAAGAAUUGCGAUGAAAUUGAAGGUGGAGAAGUAGAAGAGGAAGCUGAGGUUGCGCUUGAAGAGGAAAUUGAAGCGAAAUUGAUGAUCCAUGACCUUGAAUUUGAUGAAAGGAAAACAGUGGAUGAUGAUGAAGAAGAGGGGUGUGCAUUGGAGGGUAGUGCUAUGGUCAAACGUACGAGGGAGAGGGUUAUGGAAGAGGCGAGGAAUAGUGGUCCAGAAAAUGGGUCUGGGAGGGUGAUGCAUUUGGUGAAGGCGUUUGAGAAGCUUCUCUCUAUAAGGAAGCAAGGUUGUGAUGAAGAGAAUGGUGAAAAGAGCAAGGUGAUGAAAUGGGCAUUGCCAGGAAUGCAAUUGCCACAGGUUCCUGAUAAGGCACCUGAAGAAACAACUGAGGUUUCUGGUUCAGGUCCUGAGUCGUUUUGCUGCCCAUCUGAGUUGGUUUUGACAUCCCAGAACCUUGGCUUGGAUAAUAGGAUUUCAGUUUCUUCUUCUUUGGAGAGUGGUCGUGGAAGUGUAUCUAGCAGGACUUCAUCUAGGGGUAGAAGAAGCAGGAGAAAUAGCUUGGAAUCAUCAGGGACUGUUGGAGGGAGGAGGUGGAAGAAGAAGCAGCAGCUAAGAGUCACUAGCCAGAAACCAUUCAAACUGAGAACAGAGCAAAGGGGAAAGAUGAAAGAGGAAGAAUUUAUGAAGAAAGUGCAUGAGAUGUUCACACAAGAAGAGAGGCAGAGGGUACCUGUUGCUCAGGGUCUUCCAUGGACAACAGAUGAACCUGAGUGCUUGGUGAAACCUCCAGUUAAAGAAAGCACAAGACCUAUUGACCUGAAGCUUCAUAGUGAUUUGCGCGCAAUUGAUCGUGCAGAAUUUGAUCAUCAGGUGGCAGAAAAAAUGAGCUUACUAGAACUACAGAAAAUGGAAAGGGAAAGACAACAGAAGUUGGAAGAAGAGGAAGAGAUCAGAAGAUUGAGGAAGGAACUGAUUCCAAAAGCACAACCAAUGCCUUAUUUUGAUAGACCUUUUAUUCCAAGGAGGUCAAUGAAGCAUCCAACUAUACCUAGAGAACCCAAGUUUCACAUACCCCAUCAUAAGAAGCUCAAGUGCUACUCGCCAUGGAAUGAAAUGAACCCUUACUCUUCUUCCUACCUCAACUAAGCUUCCAAAGUUCAUUUGCUGAUGUGAAGUGAAGUGAAUGUGGCAUUUUUCAAUUUUGUAUAUGGGGCAACCAAUAUAUAGUUGCAAAUUUUUUUUUUGCCUUGGGUCAAUUAACGGUGCAAUAAUCUCUGUACUGGCAAACGUUACAGAUGGACUUGGACACAUGUGCGGAGGAGGGUAUCUUCUUUUCAUAUAAAUGAAACGAAUUACUUUUCUUU